ACUGCCACUGAGGGAGUUUUUCCUGACCACUCCGACCGUAACCCCCUUUCUCUCACAGGAAGCAGGUGACCUGACAGUUUGUACAGCUGCACACUGAGAGCAGACCCAUACAGUGGAGGUGUGUGGCAGCUCUGGACCAUGCUCUCCUGGUGGUUGCUUGUGCUCCCCUGCCUGAGCCUCGUGCCUCCGGCUCGGGCCGAGAAGGGCCUGGACUUCCCCCAGUACGACGGGAAAGACCGCGUUCUUGACAUCAAUGACAAGAACUACAAGAAAGCCCUGAAGAAGCACAGCAUGCUGUGUCUGUACUACCACGAGCCCAUCCCUGACAGCAAGGAGCUGCAGAAGCAACACCAGAUGACCGAGCUGGUGCUGGAGCUUGCAGCUCAGGUCAUGGAAGAGAAAGACAUUGGGUUCGGAAUGGUCGACUCCAAAAAAGACGCAAAAGUGGCAAAGAAACUGGGCUUGGAGGAGGAGGGCAGUGUGUACGUUUUCAAGGCCGACCGGGUGGUGGAGUUCGACGGUCUGCUCUCGGCCAACACCCUGGUGGAGUUCCUGCUGGACCUGCUGGAGGAGCCUGUCGAGGUGAUAGAGAACGCUCUGGAGCUGAAAGCCUUCGACCGGAUGGAGGAAGACAUCCGGCUCAUCGGCUACUUCAAGAGUGAAGACUCUGAGCACUAUGAAGCUUUUAAAGAAGCGGCGGAGCAGUUCCAGCCUUACAUUAAGUUCUUUGCCACGUUUGAGAAACCUGUGGCCAAGGAGCUGACGCUGAAGCUGAACGAAGUCGACUUCUAUGAGCCCUUCAUGGAGGAGCCGGUCACCAUUCCAGGCAGGCCUCUGUCUGAGGAGGAGCUGGUGGAGUUCAUCACCGAGCACAGACGACCGACGCUGAGAAAACUGCGUGCUGAAGACAUGUUUGAAACCUGGGAGGAUGAUAUAGAAGGCAUCCAUAUUGUGGCCUUUGCAGAGGAGGAGGAUCCGGAUGGUUUUGAGUUCCUUGAAAUCCUGAAGGAGGUGGCCAGAGACAACACUCACCUUCCAGAGCUCAGCAUCGUCUGGAUCGAUCCUGAUGACUUCCCUCUGCUGAUCCCCUACUGGGAGAAGACCUUCAAGGUGGACCUGUUCAGACCGCAGAUCGGAGUCGUCAAUGUCACAGAUGCGGACAGCGUGUGGAUGGAAAUGGAGGACGAGGAGGACCUGCCCACGGCUCAGGAGCUGGAAGACUGGAUUGAAGCCGUGCUCUCUGGGAAAGUCAACACUGAGGAUGAUGAUGAUGACGAAGAGGAUGACGAUGAAGACGACGAUGACGACGAUGAUGACGAGGAUGAUGAUGAAGAUGAUGACGACAAUGAUGACGAUGAGGACGACGAUGACGAUGAUGAAGACGAUGAUGAUGAAGAUGACGACGAUGAAGAUGACGAUGAUGAAGAUGAUGAUGACGAUGAUGAUGAUGAAGAUGAUGAGUAGUUCAAAGUAGCCAAUGUUACCUCUUCUUCAGUCUUUAUUCUUAAGACUGACUUGAUUGUAACUUUCAGAAAUAUUGUUGUACAUUAGAAUAAUUUUUAUUUAAGAAAAAAGGAUGGUAAUAAAUGAACAAUAAUAAUAAUGAUAACAAUAAUAAUAAUUAUAAUAAUAAUAAUAAUAAUAAUAAUAAUAAUGGGUUUUGAAAUAUAAAAAGGCUUAAAGGGGCU
This is a messenger RNA of Salarias fasciatus (jewelled blenny), 1688 nucleotides long. It is a transcript of the gene casq2, whose product is annotated as calsequestrin 2. The record is from RefSeq and is a predicted model, not a curated record. Gene Ontology annotation, cellular component: Z disc; sarcoplasmic reticulum lumen. Gene Ontology annotation, biological process: regulation of cardiac muscle contraction by regulation of the release of sequestered calcium ion. Gene Ontology annotation, molecular function: calcium ion binding. The coding region runs from base 139 to 1464 and encodes 441 amino acids. The transcript is spliced from 11 exons. NCBI's taxonomy places the organism in Eukaryota, Metazoa, Chordata, Actinopteri, Blenniiformes, Blenniidae.